Cucumis melo (muskmelon) is the source of this 1558-nucleotide messenger RNA. Its product is annotated as NADPH-dependent aldo-keto reductase, chloroplastic-like. Gene Ontology annotation, molecular function: aldose reductase (NADPH) activity. Gene Ontology annotation, cellular component: cytosol. The transcript is spliced from 7 exons. NCBI's taxonomy places the organism in Eukaryota, Viridiplantae, Streptophyta, Magnoliopsida, Cucurbitales, Cucurbitaceae. Bases 86 to 1036 code for a protein of 316 amino acids. The record is from RefSeq and is a predicted model, not a curated record.
GGCAUUUCCUUUCCUUUCAUUGGAAUUCUCGCUUCCUUUCCUUUCCUUUCCUUUCCUUUCCGAUUUCCUUCUCUAUUGCUCCUCAAUGGCUUCUCACAUCUCCUUUUUCCCCUUGAAUACUGGAGCUAACAUCCCCUCCCUCGGACUCGGAACUUGGCAGGCAACUGACGCUCUCCUCAUUAACGCCAUUGCCACCGCCCUCAAGAUCGGUUAUCGCCAUAUUGAUUGUGCUCAAUUUUAUGGCAAUGAGAAAGAGAUUGGUUCAGUUCUCAAACAGCUUUUUGAAGAAGGUGUAGUUAAGCGUGAGGAUUUGUUUAUCACUUCCAAACUCUGGUGUAGUGAUCAUGCUCCAGAAGAUGUUCCUAAAGCACUGGACAGAACCUUGAAAGAUUUGCAGCUUGAUUAUCUUGAUCUCUACCUUAUCCAUUGGCCAGUUCGGAUGAAACAUGGAUCUACUGACUUUGCUCCUGAAAACCUCAUUACGCCAGACAUACCAAGCACAUGGAGAGCCAUGGAAGCACUCUUUGAUUCUGGAAAAGCCCGAGCUAUUGGUGUAAGCAAUUUCACCAUCAAGAAACUUGGAGAUCUGCUCGAGGUAGCUCGCGUUCCUCCAUCUGUCAAUCAGGUGGAAUGUCACCCAUUAUGGCAGCAGGACAAAUUACGUGAAUAUUGCAAAUCAAAAGGAAUUCAUCUAAGUGGAUACUCUCCAUUGGGUUCAUUUGGAACAGCUUCGCUGUUCAAGGGUAAUGAUGUUCUUCAAAAUCCAAUUCUUAAAGAGAUUGCCGAUAAACUUGGCAAGACUCCUGCACAAGUUGCCCUUCGUUGGGGACUACAAAAGGGUCAUAGUGUGCUUCCGAAAAGUACUUCUGAAUCGAGGAUCAAAGAAAAUUUCAACAUUUUCGAUUGGUCGAUACCUGAAGAUUUGCUUGCCAAGUUUUCUGAGUUCCAUCAAGAAAGGGUUAUCAAAGGAGAUAUGUUUAUAAAUGAGAAUUAUGUGUACCGGACGGUUGAGGAAUUGUGGGAUGGAGAGAACUAAAGGUGUUUGCCAAUAUAAUAUCAUUUGGAGAUUUGAAAGAGAAUCUCCGUUGUGGUGUUUGGGUACAAUGGUUAUGUAUGAAAUAAUUAUUCAAGUUUUCAAGUAAUAAUUGUGGGAACUAAAGUUUUAGCAUCUCUUAUUUUAUUGGGUUUCUCCUUGUAGUCUUUAGAGUAUAUGUUAGGACAUGCCUUAAAAGUUUUGAGUUUGUUGGGAAUACAACCAUUACUGUGGUGCAGAGGAGAAUAUUAUUUUUACUCGUUAGAUUUUUUUUUUCGAAGUAGAGAUUAUGAGAUUAAACCUCUUGCAUCGAAUUGAAGGAAGUUUGAGUAUGUUGGAAAAAUCGUCGGGAUGUUGAAAAAAUCAUCGGUUUCGACGAUUAUAGCCUCCGCAUCGAAUGGUAGGAAGUAAUAGAAGGAUUAUUGAAAAACAUAGAUUUCCACCUGAAGAAGUCAAAUCGCACAAUUGUAUUUUAUAUAUUUUGUUGUGAUAUCAAAUGGCAAAGGUUCAUAUUAACCAUUUUAA